Molecule: messenger RNA, 5406 nt
Organism: Diuraphis noxia (Russian wheat aphid)
Lineage: Eukaryota; Metazoa; Arthropoda; Insecta; Hemiptera; Aphididae
Gene: lov
Product: BTB/POZ domain-containing jim lovell protein
Biological process (GO): regulation of transcription by RNA polymerase II
Cellular component (GO): nucleus
Molecular function (GO): protein binding; DNA binding
Source: RefSeq, a predicted model, not a curated record
GGUGAAUGACGAGUUGCACGAGAAUGAGGUUGUGGAGGAGGAGGAGGGCGGUCGCAUGCAAAUACACGCGCGCACACACACGCACACGCUCACGCUCGCUCGGUCGGUCGGUCUGUCGGUCGGCACACGCACACGCAUACAACUAGUUAUGUUAAAACCAUCACAUGCCGCUGCCCUCGGCACACGCUAACGUGCGUCUUCCACGGACGGAGGUGUUUCACUGUUCGCUCGUACACGCGUCGCGUUCAUUCUUCACUUCUCCUCGUUACUUUCUCACAUCCCGUAUAUACACCUAUUAUCAUUAAUAAGUUUUAUUAUUAUUAGUAUUAUUAUCAUUAUCUUCAUCAAUAAUUAUUAUUAUAUUAUUAUUGUCGUCAUCUUCAAACCGUUUUGGAUAUUGUCGUCACUGUUACGACGCGAAACAAAAAUAUUUUGCAAAUCGCGAGUUUAUGUGUGUGUGAGUGUGUAUGAGAGUGGCUAAAGGGUGCAACACCGUACGCAAUUCCGCCGACGACAAUGUCACGCGGACAAUACUCGAUUUGCCGGCGGUCGGCUGGUUGACCGUUUGAGACCGAUUCGUUUUCGGUUUUUCGUUUCCCGCCGCGACGACGACGAGACGUCCCGCUAAAACAGUUUUGAAAUAUUCACCGUCAUCACGUCUGCUCCCCCCACAUCGACCUAGACGACACGUCGGUCCAAAAUGAUCGACCGACGACCAGAUUUGGAAGUGAUCGACGUAUCUCAGAACGGGUUAUUAUCGGAUAUGGACACGCCGCAGUACAGUCUUCGGUGGAACAAUCACCUAGUCCAUAUGAUGGACGCCAUCGAAGUACUCCUUCAAAACGAAACUCUUGUGGAUGUCACGCUGGUUUGCGAAAAUACUCAGUUUAAAGCCCACAAAGUCGUCUUAUCCGCUUGCAGUCCAUAUUUUCAAAGGCUAUUCUCUGAAACCCCGUGCAAACAUCCUGUGAUCGUGCUUAAGGACCUUCCCGACUGGGAGAUGAGAGCAAUCAUACACUUCAUGUACAAAGGGGAGAUUAACGUUGGCCAGGAACAGUUGCCGUUGUUGCUACAGGCUGCUGAAACGCUACAAAUUCGCGGACUGGCCCACACUGAGCGCAUUCCGUUGUUCGUCGAUUCGCCCACUUCGUCGUCGGCGACGCCCACGGACGUUCAGCCACCACCGUCACAACAACAACAGCAGCCGCCUCUUUCGUCUUCUCAUCACCACGGCGUGAGCGGCCACCAUCACCAUCACCAUCAACACUCCAGCAGGGGCCACAGUCCUGGCGGCGGAAAAUCGAGCACGACCGCCGGCCACGAACUGAUGAACGGACAGAGUUCCCCAGGCAAGAGUCAUCAUCACCAUCAUCACCACCACAGGCACCGGACCGCCGACUCGCCGCAGAGUCCGCGCAACAAGUCGCAGCCACCGUCUCAUCACGCACUCGGUCUACCGCCACCGCACCAUCGCGACGGAUCCGCCGGCCGCAUGUCACCGACCACCAGGAUGUUCUUCCAGGCCGCCGCAGCCGCUGCGGCCGCUGCUGCUGCCAAUCCGUACGAUCCUUCACAUAUCCGUCUGCCACAGAUACAGCACCUGCCACCCAUCACGUUCAACGACAGGAACUGUCCGUCGCCGACACCUCGCAGGAAACAGGCUCGACCCAGGCGAAGAUCGGGCGAAGCGAUUGGUCCACAAGAUUUGAGCAAAGCUCCUUCUCCGUUAAACUUCAGUAACAAUGUCGCCGAAAAUUUGUCGAUGAAAAAGUCACCAAAUAAUGAAAAUAUCAAUAACGAAAACAUGCCCACAAAUUUAAGUUGUAACAAUAAAAGGCCAGACAGGACACCAUCGCCAUCGGCAAAUAAACAAAUGAAGGUCGAAGUGGAAGAAUCAGAAAUGAUUGGAGACUUGGGACAAAGUCUGCCGGUAGAGUUGACUGCCAACAGUGGUAACCCGAACGUAAACAACAAUAACAAUAAUAAUAGUAACCAGUCGAGUAACAAAAAGAACCACCACCAUCACCUCCAUCAUCAUCUCAACCACCAACAACAGCAUCAGAGGCAUCCGGACUUCCCUUAUUACGGGCCGGAUCCCAUGAGUAUACCACUUAAUCCACACGAUCCGCACUUUGAGAAUUCACUGUUUCCACCUUUUGGACCGUUGUCGUCGCUAUCUCUACAAGGGCCUCCUCACAUGUUUCCAAUAGAUGCACAAUUUGGUCUAUUUCCCGGUUUGGACGGCUGCAGAAACCCACUGUUAAACGAAUUGAUCGAACCGAGGUUUGACAAUCCGCCGCCGAGUAAAAAGAAAAAGAAAAUGUUCCCGGUUGGUCGUCCUAAGGGUCAGCACAGCGCUCCUCGCGGUGGCCCUCCCAGGUCGUGGACGAACGCUGAACUCACGGAAGCGCUGCAACAUGUGUGGAACAAGAAGAUGACCACAUCGCAAGCGUCCAGAAUUUUCGGUAUACCGUACAACAGUCUACUCAUGUACGUGCGUGGCAAGUACGGAAAAUCGCUAAAACUGGAACAGUUGAAAAAAGAAUGUUUCGGUGACAUAAACGGUCCGCUAGACUUGUUACACUUCGGGUCCAUAUCGAACAACAACAACAGCAGUAACAAGAACAACAAUAACAACAACAACAGCAGCAACAGCAACAACAACAACAGCGGCGGUGGCGGUAAUAACGGCCAGUCGAAUAUCAACGGUUCCGGUAACAACAACGGGGGCGGAGGAAACGGCCCGACACUGCAGCCGUGCAACCCGCCGUCGGAACCCGUUGACCUCAUGCUGGGCCCUCCAGGAUUCAACCCACCCGCGUUCGCGGCACCCAACUUCUUCCCGGACUUCGGGUCCACGUUCCCGAUGGGCAUAGACAUGAUACAUCUGAUGCACCAACAACAGCAGCACAUGUCGUCGAUGUCGGCGGCCGACAAACACCAGUACUUGGGGCUGCAGGACAUGAUCGGCGGCCAGCCACUGCAGUCAGCCGUCGUGUUAGACUACGCGAUGAAAUCUCCGGCCGCCAGUCGCAGCAACUCGGAACCUCCGACGACGGGUGGCGAGGGUGACGGCGAUGGCGAUGGUGACGGAGACGUCGACGGCGACGGUGAGGGUGACGGCGACUGCGACGAUGACGACGGAGCCGAUGACUGCGGCGUCGACGACGAUGACGAUGAAGAUGACGACGACGACGUGGUGGCCAUGGACUUCUCGAAGGCCGGCGGUAUCAGCGGUGACGUCAGUGGCGGUGACGUUAGUGGCGGUAACGUUGGCGGCGGUGACGUCGGCGGCGGUGCCGGUGACGAAGACGACGGGGUUGACGACGAGGACGACGACGAAGACGUCGACGACGAAAGACUGAGUCCGGAAGCUGAUGACAAGGACAAGGAGCAAGACUGACACGGGGUGUUUAGGGACUACGCGCUGGCGGCCUUCGACGCGGUGCUCCGAACAUAAUUUCGGCCACAUCGACGUCCUUCGCGCUGGGUAUACCGGUGGUUUUCCUGUWCCGAAAAAUGCGCACAAGCCCGUCAUGUACACGAGCGCGUGCGUCCCUUGUCCACCACGUGGUCGUCGUCGUCACGGGCGUUCGGCCGAAUCGCCGCCCCGUAUCCCACCCGCAACUAAGUGCGUGCAUGCCCCUUACCUCCACCCACCAACCCACACCGCAAGUCCUGUCAAACCUUCCUUCUCGCCCUUAUCCGUUAUCAAUUAGAAUAAUGUCUCUAUUAUAAUAUUAUAAAUAAAAAAUAAUAAUAGUUAUUAUAAAUAUAAUAUAAUAUAACCAUUCGGUCGAAUCGUAUACGGCCGUGGUUCGUAUUCGCGCGUGUAAUAUAAUUAUCGUUUUUAAUGAUAAGGGAUUGAAAUAAAAUAAUAAAAAAUUACAAAAAAAAUUUCGGUACGAAAAAAAAAUGUAAACAAAACUACUAAUAUUACUACUACUACUACUACUACAGCUAGUGAAUACAAAGAAACUUGUAAAUUAGAUUUUAAAACAAAUUGAUCGUGUACAUAUUUAUAAGUGUGAUCGUCGUAUCGAUAUUAAAAAAAAAAAUUAAUUAUAUUAUUUUAGACCAAAACGUAGCCAUUUUAAAGAUAAAUAAUGAUUAUUGAUCCGAAACAAUAGAAUUUUGUCUCAGCCCGAUUUACAAAUCAAAACGAUACAAUUACCUAAUAUACAGCCGAACACAUUAUGGUGUCUACAUACAGUUCCUAAGUUUUAGUUACAGUAAUUUUAUUUUUAUUUUUAUUAGAUAUUAAUCAUGUGUAUACUUCUGUGAAACUGUGAUUCCUAUACACACAUGUUGGCUUUAAGUCUUACUGCAUUUCGUACGUUUUUUGAGAGAUGAAAACAUGAUAUUUACCUCGAAAUCAGCAAGAGAAAACGACAAAAUAUAUUAUACAAUAUUGUUCCUCGUAUAUUAUGAAGCCACUACAAUACAUAUUUUUUAUUUUAUAGUUCCUGUUCAUUCGCCAUUUUGUUUUUGUUUUUUUUUUCUGAGCCAUAAAAACGCAUACGUUUGUUCAAUUUUGUGAUUAAUUGGACGUAAUAUUACCAGAGAUUUGGUUACUGAAGUAACAUUAUAAUAUGUAUCCAACGAAAUUACGUUAAAACUUUACGUGUCUACCAACAAGCGGUCGGUCAAACUUUCAUAACAGCUUUCAUUGAUAUCAUCAUCAUCGUUAUUGUCAUCGUUAUUACAGUAAUAAGUUUAAUAACAUUACAACCAUAACAAUCCAAAUAAGCGAAUGAUACGAGAAUAGUUUAUAAGAGAUGGCGGUAUGCGUCGUAUCUGUUUCGAAGGUACGUCCUCAUGGCAAACGAUUAAUUUUUUAAAUUUAAUUUCUUGCAAUAGCUCUAAAUAGGAUUUUAAACUUAACUAUAGAGAAAUACACUCGUCACUCAUGCAGGGUAAUCAUGAAACAUUUAUAAUACAAUACAGGUACUUCUAUAUACAUAAUGAAAAAUAAUAAUAGUAAUAAAUAUCAGGAACGAUAAUAAUAAUAUAUUCUAUUAUACGAUUAUUAUUCACACAAAUAUACCUUAAAACAAAAAGUUCAUUAUUUAUAGUACUAAUUAAUAUAUUCAAAAUAUAGUCUGUUAUAUAAAUACACUUGUGUGGAAAAAAAAAAGCAAAAAUAUUAAAAAAAUAUUAUAUAACAAUAAUAAUAUGUGUGUUAAAUUGAGUGCAAUGUAUUACUUUUGUGGUGAUUUAUUUGUUACCUUUUAUUUAUAAUAAAAUAGUAAAUGUCUUAAGUUUAUAUAUUUCUUAAGUUCCAGCAAAGCUUUUUAUUCUGUUUUAUUUCCUAAGGCUGUGUUUCUGCUCCGUUUCAUAUUUUUCAAAUGUACAAACAAACAAAAUAUAAAACGUCAUAUUAUAAUAUUAUUAUGUCAUAACCAU